This is a messenger RNA of Nymphalis io (European peacock), 4400 nucleotides long. RefSeq names its product zinc finger protein 431-like. The coding region runs from base 114 to 1268 and encodes 384 amino acids. Gene Ontology annotation, cellular component: nucleus. The record is from RefSeq and is a predicted model, not a curated record. Gene Ontology annotation, biological process: regulation of transcription by RNA polymerase II. The transcript is spliced from 2 exons. NCBI's taxonomy places the organism in Eukaryota, Metazoa, Arthropoda, Insecta, Lepidoptera, Nymphalidae. Gene Ontology annotation, molecular function: RNA polymerase II transcription regulatory region sequence-specific DNA binding; DNA-binding transcription factor activity, RNA polymerase II-specific.
UUAUGUUUAAAAUUAAGUAUGCUAUAUUUUAUCUAUAUUUCAAUUAAACAAAAUGGCUGAAUUGCUUUUGAAAUAAUUAUAUUUCGUAAGAAAGUUUAAAAAAAGCUUUAAAUAUGUCUAAAAAAGAACCAAAUGAUCGGAACGAAAGAAAGUUGGAAACAAGCGAUUAUGAACACCUUAUUUCUCAACAUAGCAUUUUCGAAUCUUCAAAGCCAAAACAUCAAGAAUUGCCAAGUUUUCCCGGUUUUUCUAACGCUGAAACUCAAACAAAACCAAGUGAUAUAAAGGGACAAGGCCUUCAAAGUGGCCUAGGAGCAUGGCACUACAAUCCUUGGUGGAUGCUAGCUAGUACGUCACGAAGUGUUCCUUCCCAAGAUGAUUUCUCAGAAAACAGUGACCAAACAAAAGUAAAACAAGAACCCAGCGGGACAGGUACUCCUGAUACAGAUCCUCUACAGAAUGACCUAGAUCAUUUUCAAACUACACCUACUCCUCCACCGCCCGCGGGAUUAGACUCAUUCUGUGACGACUGUUCAGAUCCUUUCUGUGAUUCCAGUGCGGCUAUAUGUCGUAAAUUAUUCCAUUGUCCUCAUUGCAGAAAGAGUUAUCCUACAAUUCUAGAAUUUAACACACAUUUGACAGGAGUACAUCCUGCACAAAAACCAUUCCGAUGCCAAAUCUGCUUGGAACCUUUUUACAAAAAAUCACAUUUACGACGGCAUUUAGAUGCAAGCCAUACUCGAAAAGAUGUAAAUAAGUGUUCAGUGUGCUCAAAAUACAUUAAAGAUAAAAGUAACUUAAGAAAACACAUGCAAGUUCACACAGGCCGUGUACCUCAGAAGCAGUUCAAAUGUGAUUUAUGCAACAAUAAACGUUACAUGUCAUUAGACAGACUUAACAAUCACAAGGUUGUUUGUACAGGAGAGAAAGUAUUAAAAUACUGCGAUAUGUGUACUAAAGUCUUUGACAAUUCAAGGUCUUUAAACAGCCACAAAAAAGUACAUGCUAGAGAAUUAAAGUGUGAAAACUGUGGGGAACAAUUUCGUUCAUUAGAACAAUUUAACAAUCACAAAAUGAUCUGUCUAGUAAACUCACAUGAUGCUGGUGGCAGUACUUCAACAAAUACUUCAGGAUCUGCAUUAAGCCGUUGUUGUACACAGCCAGGCCUCUGUGAGCAUGACAAACCAGCUUACUUGAACAUACCUAGUUACGCUGCUGGCAGAGUACUAGAAGCCACACUUACAUCUUUAAAAUCAGAAUUGAACUGAUGAAUAGUAUGAACCAAUAUUUUACAAGUAGAUUGUAAUACAAAUUUUUCUGAUUUUAUUUUAUACAGUUUACCAAAUGGUUGAAUCAAUGACAGUAAUAAUUUACACAAUUGAGAAUUUCACAAGACUGAUGCAAAUAUCCCGCCUCACAACUUGCUUUAUUAUUACCAUUUAAAUUUAGAAUGUAGUGAUUAAGUAUAAUACAUUAUAAAUAAGUAUUACUAUUUGAGCAUAUUUAAGAGGAUGUAGUAAAUAUUGCGUCGUAACUCCUACUGUUUUUAUGGAUUAAAAGAAUAUGCUCAAAUGGUUACCCACCUCUUAUUUUGUAACAAUAUUAUAGUACACCUGUAAGUUUCCACUGAACAGCUUUACUAAUUACAAACCAGACCAGACUUAUUGUACUUUAAAAAUGACAGAUAUUAUUUAUUGUUUGAAUGUACGCCUUGACUGAUUUAGAUUAAUGACUAUUAGUAUGCAGUAUUACAAUUAACAUUUUUUUUUAUUUUUCUAUUUUGGAAAGUUGUAAAAGCUAUAUGUUUUUUUAUAAUUUUUAGAAAAUAGUUUAUAAGUUUUAUUUUUAAAUUGUUGGUAGUGUCUGUACAUGAAGCAUAUUUUAUAUUUCUGAUGCUUCAAUGUACAUCUUGCUCCAAAUAUUUUUUUAAUUGUAGCUGUAUAUUGAUUAUUAAGUAUGUAAUCUGAAUAUUUUCUAAAGACAAUUAUGUAUGAGACUUGUUUUAUAAUAUUAGAUAUAGGCAAACUUUGUGAAGUGCAAUGACCGUUGGCUAAGCCGUAAGCAAUUUAUGGAAAGUUUUGUUGAGUACACUCACUCAAAUAUUUAUUCUAGAAGUGUUAUACACUUAAAACUAUUUGCUUAUAUCCAUAGGAUUCAAUUUUAAGGGCUUAUUAAACCUAAAAAUGUUGAAAGUAUGAACCACAAAAUAUAAAGUUUUUAUAUUGAUCUUUAUCUUUAAUAGACCAAUUAUUGGUCUGGUAUAGUAGGUCCUUAAUAAAAUGAUAUUUAAAGUUUUAUAUUUUUUGUAAAAUAAGGCUUCAUAUUUAUGAGCUUUAUUAGUUUUAUUAUUUAAUGAAUGAAUUAUAUUUUCAUGUUCUCUAUCUUUAACAUACAAAUUUUAAUAUUAUUUAAUUUUAUUUUAUUACAAGUUAUUCAAAAAUAAGACUUCUAUUUCGAGGCUUUAUAAUUCAUGUUUAGUUGUUGCUAUUUACAAUUGUUUUUACAUACAAUGUGUUUAAUUUUUAAUAUAAGAAUAGUCUAGUUUUAUACAUUAUAUUAUAGCAUAAAGCUAGGUACACAUUUAUUGUUUAUGUAUAUCUAUACUUGUGUAUGAUAUAUUUUUAUCUUAGAACAUCUUUUCGAAACUGAAUUACAAACUUUUUUGUAAAAAAAGAAUUAACCCAUUAUACAAUCUACACUUUUCCCAUUUAUGGCCUACCGUGUUUCAACAUUGGGUACUAUGGCGCGACUCAGCCGGAGCUACACGCCCUUUCAUUUCAUUUAUCAUUGUGUUUCUUUAUUAAGUUUCCGUUAUGCUCCAUCCAACGCUAACUUUGCCGUAGGUUGGCUAGGCGCGAAAUCGUGCAAUAAGAGGCUUGGGUAUCAGUCAAUUACAACUAAGACAAUAAAGAUUUGCAUAUUGUUAUAAGAUCAGUGAUACAAAAUUGGAGGCAUAAUAAAAGGUAUAAUUUUAAUUUCAAACUUCUAUAUUAUCAAAACAUUGUGUGCAAGAUAAUUUAUAUGUAUCGUUACGUUAUAGUUCGUCUUGAUACAUUACUGAUUGAGAAGUUCAAAACUGACAUAAUUUAAAGUAAUGUUUAAGUUAAGAUAAACUUUACUUUUAAGGAAUCUUUAAAAACGUAAAUGCAAUAUUAUUAUUUAAAUUAUUAUAUAUUAUUGUUACAAAAUUAACAACGCAAUCAAACAAAUUGUGUCCAAAGAAAUACAUUUUACGAGUAUUUAUCUAAAACAUACAUAUAUGAUUCGCCUGUACAAAUAUUGUAACUGUGCCGUUCUGGAGUUUGCACCAAUCGCAUAUUAGGUAAUUAAGUAGUUUGAUACGAAUUGUUUUAAAUAAAAUAUAUUUAACGCGUGUUAGCCUACCGUGUAUUAAAAAAAGUAUAGUCAGCACUAUAUUGGAGUUUAGUUAUAUACAAGCCGUAACAGCCUGUGAAUGUCCCACUGCUGGGCUAAAGGCCUCUUCUCCUCUUUUUGAGGAGAAGGUUUGGAGCUUAUUCCACCACGCUGCUCCAAUGCGGGUUGGUAGAAUUCACAUGUGGCAGAAUUUCAGUGAAAUUAGACACAUCAUGCAGGUUUCCUCACGAUGUUUUCCUUCACCGUAAAGCACGAGAUGAAUUAUAAUCACAAAUUAAGCACAUGAAAAUUCAGUGGUGCUUGCCCGGGUUUGAACCCACGAUCAUCGGUUAAGAUUCACGCGUUAUAUACAAGGCUAGAAAUUAAUUAAAAUAAAAUAACAAUCCGGAACUGAGUGAGAUGUAAAUAACUAUUACAGAGUCACUUACUGCGACUUUAUAAAAGGCACAGUUAAAAUAUUUACAUUAAUAAUUUAUUUCAAUUCAAUAUAAAAAGCUUAAAUCGAAAAAAAAUAUAUACAUAUUAUUUAAUUUUUAAGAUUAUUUUAGCAUCUUUGUGCUAUGGUACAAAUAAUGAUCAGAACUUAACCUAACGAAUUUUCUUUAUUUUUCAAUCAUUUUAUAUUACACCGUAUAUUUUUUUGUAGAGUUUAGUAUGGUGUUAUACAUAAUUUAUGCACCUAGAAAUAAGAAAAAAUGUGUUCAUAUGAAUUUAGUUAUGAUACUUAUAGCAAACCUAGUUUUAUGAUUACAGUUCAGUACAGCUGUCAAACAGUGCAAUUUCUGCAUAGAUAUUCUUAUUCCACCGAAAUUGUACGCUACCUUAGUUGCAGAAAAUAAAUAUUGUACCUACCAAUGUUUGCAACUUUAACAUUUGAAGCAAUUGUGAAAGCAUUCUGCUAUUGUUACCUAAAGUUAUAAACAGAUUCUUAUAUUAGACUCGUAACUCCUAGAUAUUAGCUAACGAACUAAAAUAUUGUAAUGAAAAUACAAAUGUCACGAAUAAACGAAAUUACUUUCCGUUAA